AUGAGAUGCUCGAUUCCAGAUAUCGGACAUUCGAGCGUAGUCAGUCUAGAAAAUGAUGGCACGAAUGUAUGUUGCGAGUGUCACAGAAACGACGAAGAAGAAACGCUGGCUGCGGUCCAGGAAAAUGAUCAAUUGCCGUCUAAAUAUCUUGUACAAAGAAUUUUUCGGUUGUUAUUACCCGCGUUGGAGGAAACACUUAGCGAAGCCUCUAAAUGGAACGCUUUACGGGUCCAAAAGUGUCGUUUCAAUGGUCUCGACUAUAUCGCGGAGAUUUUGUGGAAUAACAAUCCGAGUCGUUCCAAGAAAUUUUCACCCCGAUUGAACGCAUUUGACAUUCCACUGUUUAAGCAAUGGUUGAGUCUGCGGCCGCCUUAUCCAAAAUCGUGGCUGUGGUCCCAGGAAGAAGCGACAUUGCACUUGCAACGAUAUGUUCGUGGUUGGCUCGUAAGAAAACGCGCGGAUGUUCAGGAAAUGAGGCAAUUUUGGAAGGAUAUCGCUGCGAAAAAUUUGACCCGAAAAGAGACGACCAGCACCAUUGAGCAACAAAGAAUUCGUAUUCCAGGUGAAGUACAAAUCAACGGUGAUGGUAUAAUGGACGACGAUUCGGAUCGUUGCAAAAAAUAUCGCUGGAUGGUUUAUGCGAAUAAAGCGAGCAUCGCGAGAACGAAAGAUACGUUUUAAAUCUACGA
Molecule: messenger RNA, 689 nt
Organism: Colletes gigas
Lineage: Eukaryota; Metazoa; Arthropoda; Insecta; Hymenoptera; Colletidae
Product: IQ domain-containing protein K-like
Exons: 5
Coding region: 1-681 (226 amino acids)
Molecular function (GO): protein binding
Source: RefSeq, a predicted model, not a curated record